AAUUUGAGCUUUUUUAAAAAAUAUAUGAGAAUGUUAAAAAUUCAACAUCGUGUAUUUUGCAACAGUAUUUUCCUAGGGCUCACAGAAAUACUUUUGUACUGCUUAAUAAAAAUAAUAGCCUCACAAUGCUAGAUGUACUUGUAUGCUAUUAGAGCAUUAUUACAUUAGAAUGUGUAUUAUUAAAAUAAACAUUACAUCCAUCUGCUCUGUGAGAAGUUGACAUCAUCCAUGAACCAUAAUUAUAUUAGCCAUUCAUGCUUACAACAUUAAAAUGCCUUUUAGACAAGUAGAUGUCAUCACCACUAUAAUUAAAGAGUACUCAACUGUGUAAUUUGUACAUUUGUUUGAU
Paramecium octaurelia is the source of this 349-nucleotide messenger RNA. Lineage: Eukaryota; Ciliophora; Oligohymenophorea; Peniculida; Parameciidae. The record is from the annotation of a GenBank genome assembly.